Molecule: messenger RNA, 2269 nt
Organism: Cyprinodon tularosa
Lineage: Eukaryota; Metazoa; Chordata; Actinopteri; Cyprinodontiformes; Cyprinodontidae
Exons: 4
Coding region: 188-1891 (567 amino acids)
Source: RefSeq, a predicted model, not a curated record
UUUGUUUAUUUUACGUUAUUUGAAGAGAAGGAACGGAUUACGCGUUUGCGUAUGAGAGAGUGCUGUAGACAUACAAAAUUAAAUCAAGUCUAUUAGGUGCAAUAAAAUAUAUAUAUAUUUUUUUUUUGCAAAAAAAAAACCGAACGAGCUUCCUCAAUUUUGACAGGCUUCCGCAGGGUAAGCAAGUAUGGGCCGACUUGAUGAUGCUGCCAAACACAAAGUGGUGGAGCUGCGGAAAGCUGGUCUCAGUUUCCGCAAAAUCAAAGCCGUACUGGAGCUGGAGAACAUCAAAGUGUCUGCUCAAGCCAUCUACCUUUACCUGAGGGAGUUCCAGGGGAGGCCACCAGGGAGGGUUAGACCUCCAGAGGCCAGAGGAAGCUCAUUGGCACCACAGCCUCAGGUGCAAGCUGGAGCAAUGCAAGAGAGGUGGAGCAAUGCUCAUCUUCAGAACAUUAGACAGGAUAGGCCCCCGCGAGCUGAAUUUUCAGCUUCUACUGAGUUCUCCAAACAGGCAUCCACAAAUUCAGGGACUAACACAAAUUCCUCUGGAUCUGGGGAGACCAGCGGAAGCAGCUGCAGGUCAGAGCAGCAGCCUGCAGGAAAUAAGGAGGAAAAUGACAUCCAGAUUGUUAGUGUCACCUCACUUGCACAGCCUGGCCAGCAAAGGGGGACCCAGUUAGCUGUGUCAAGAGCAGGGACUGGUCCAAACAUGUCUUCCACAUUAACUGCUUCUGGAGGAUUCCUGAGAAGGAGAGUCACACCUUCUCCAGCCACCAGUUCCAUUUUAGCCGCUCGAAAAAGACUUUUGGACAGAGCCCUGUCACAUAAGACAAAGUCAUUCCACCAGGUGGCAGCGUUGUUGAGGAGGGAUCAGCCAGGUGUUCAAAGCUCAGGUUUAAGCAGCUCUCUUCCACAGCAGUCUGAAACCUAUGAUCUGACUGCUGAAAAGAAUGUUAUGGAAGAGCAGCCAGAGGGAGAUGGCUCCCCCCAACGCCUUGCUGCACAGAGACCAGGACAGAGCGUCCGCUCCCUUCACCCACCUCCACGUAUUGGGAUUCGCCUUCCCACCCGCCUGCCGGCACCUUUGACAUCCCCUGGCACUCUCCGCCUGCCGUCCCCCAGGAAUCAAGGCCCCACUACUCGUAGUGAGGGGAAUCCAAAUCCGCCCCAGGCAGUCCAGGAUACUAGAGGAAGGGGAAGUUUACAGGACCACAUUCAGAGCCUUGGCUCUGAGGUGCGCAGCCUGGGCCUGGCAGUGAAGAUGCUGGUGGAACAGCAGUGCCGCCUUGAGAGGGAGCAGUCACAGCAGACACAGAUUCAAAAGCAGAUCCUCAGCACUCUCCAAACACUCGCCUCUAAAACAGGACUCUGUAACAGAGCUCCGCAGCGUCUCAACAAAACUCCUUCACCAUCCUCUUUGCCAGCGGCCUCUGCUGCAGCCUCUUUUGGCCAAGACACCUACACUUUUAGUCAAAGCCCGUUUUCACAAUGCAGUCAGACUCAGCCGGGCUAUAACUCUUUAGAGAGAUUAGAAAACAUAGAGAGCUUUAAAGUUCCAGGGAUGAGCCCUACAAGCAUAAAUGGGUUUCCACCAUGUAGCAACACAGAGAGCCUUACUCUGAAUCACACGCCCUCUCAGACACAAACAUAUCCAGCCGCCUACCCACAGCAAACCAGUCAAGCACUCAUGCCACCUUACACACAGUCGUACAUCUCUGCCUACAACCAGACACAAACUCAGACGUUCAGAACGCCAGAGAAUAAAACUGCUGAUUUUUCCAGCAGCUGUUCUGGGAGGACUUUCACGGACUGCAGCGGGUCAAGCCAGCAGGUCAUGAACUCCACUUCACACAACCAGCCGCUCAGUAGCAUCAAGGUAGAAGGACCUUAGAUUUCACCACGUUAGUGAUCCAAAGAACUUGAACUUGUGUCUUUUCUAAGUUGUUGUUGCAUUGUCACGUAAGGUACAUAUGAGGUUUUUAGGAUUAAUCAUAGAGGUGGCUUUUUAAUCACUUAUUUUGAGUUUUAUUAUCAUAUAAUACAAUAAAAGAUUAACAGAUUUGAAAGUUGUUAUUUUCAUACAACUCUGAUUUGCCUUCAUCGCAGUAUAAAACAAAUUGUUACGCCUUUUACUAACACAAUUUCAGUUUGUUUUUAUAAGUUUGUCUUGUAUUAUCUGAUAAGCAGCAGCAUACAAGAUUAAAAAAACUGAUCCAAUGUACUGUUGUGCCAGCUUACCAGAAGAUUAUGAAUAUAUCAAAUAAUUGAA